Cygnus olor (mute swan) is the source of this 3588-nucleotide messenger RNA. It is a transcript of the gene CLIC6, whose product is annotated as chloride intracellular channel 6. The record is from RefSeq and is a predicted model, not a curated record. Gene Ontology annotation, molecular function: D4 dopamine receptor binding; D3 dopamine receptor binding; D2 dopamine receptor binding. Gene Ontology annotation, cellular component: plasma membrane. Bases 212 to 1855 code for a protein of 547 amino acids. The transcript has 6 exons. NCBI's taxonomy places the organism in Eukaryota, Metazoa, Chordata, Aves, Anseriformes, Anatidae.
UGUGUCCCCCCCCGGACGGGGAGCGUUUCAGCGGGGCGGGCAGGGCUGAAAACCGGGGGAGGAGCGCACGCACCUGCGGCUGCCGCCCCCUGGCCGCCCCCGGGGCUGCAGCGCAGGCGCGGCCCCCCCCCGGUGUCCGGCGCUGCUCCCAGGCUCGGUGGCACCGUCCCGGUCCCGGUGCCGGUCCCGGUGCCGUCCCCGUCCCGGUGACAUGGCUGAGAGCCCGGGGCAGCCGUCGGGGAGCGACCUCCCGCGGGCAGGGGGCGGCGAGGAAGGCGCAGCGGCGGCGGGGAAGCCGGAGCUGCCCCCCGAAGGGGCUGCGGAGCCCCCCGCUGGACCCCCGGGUGUCCCCCCCGACGGCGGGGCGGGACAGGAGCCGGCCGAGGCCGCGGAGCCCCCCGACGGCGGCUCCCCCGGGGGACGGGAGGAGAGCCCCGGCGAGGGGCAGCAGCAGCCGUCGGGGGUAGAGGAGCCGGAGCCCGUCGAGGACGGUGCUGCUCUGCCGGGGGGGGAACCGGAGGGCUCGGUGCUGGCCGAGGGGGCAGCGAAGGAGGCGGCCCCGCUGCGAACGGGCCUCGAAGAGGCGGCAGCGGCGGCCCCGUCGGGACCGGCCCCCGAGGAUGCGGUGCUGGAGGCUGAGGCUGCGGGAGCGGAGCCCGAGGAGGCGGCGGGGAGAGACCCGGGAGAGGAGGUGCAGGGGGGAGCCCCCCGCGGGGCAGCCCCCGAAGAGGCGGAGAGGGACGAGGCCCCGCUAGGGCCGGAGCCCGAGGACGCGGAGCGGGUGGAAGCCCCGUCGGGGGCGAGCCCCGAGGCGGCCGCAGAGGAGGCUCCGUCGGGGGCGAGCCCCGGGGAGGCUCCGGCCGGGAUCGAGGCGGCUCCCGAGAGCCCCGGGGAGCCGGAGGGCGCGGGGCCGGACGGCGAGGACGGAGCCGAGCCCCGGCCGGAGGCUGGGAGUGGAGCCGAGGCCCCGGGGGCGGCGGGGGCAGGAGCGGAGAGUGAGGCCCCGGGGGCAGGGGGAGGCGGCGCGGAGGCGGCGGGGCUGAGGCUGAACGGGGUGCGGGGCCGGGCGGAGAACGAGGAGGACGAGACGGGCUCGGCGGCAGCGCUGGAGCAGGAGGAAGAGGAGGAGGAGGAGAAGCAGGAGCACGACAUCUCCCUCUUUGUCAAGGCUGGCAGUGAUGGGGAAAGUAUUGGAAAUUGCCCAUUCUCUCAGCGUCUCUUUAUGAUCCUGUGGCUAAAGGGUGUCAUAUUUAAUGUCACAACUGUGGACUUGAAAAGGAAACCCGCCGACCUGCAGAACCUCGCCCCAGGGACGAAUCCCCCUUUCAUGACGUUUGACGGUGAAGUCAAAACUGAUGUCAAUAAGAUUGAGGAGUUCUUGGAAGAAAAGCUAGCGCCACCCCGGUAUCCCAAACUUGCACCAAAACACCCCGAGUCUAACUCUGCAGGAAAUGAUGUGUUUGCAAAAUUCUCUGCCUUCAUAAAGAACUCAAGAAAAGAUGCUAAUGAAAAUUUGGAAAAAUCUUUGCUUAAGGCCCUGAGGAAGCUGGACAACUAUUUAAAUAGCCCCUUGCCCGAUGAAAUUGAUGCUUACAGCACUGAGGAGAUCACUGUUUCCAGCCGGAAAUUCCUGGAUGGAGAUGAGCUCACCUUAGCGGAUUGCAACCUCCUACCAAAGCUCCACAUAAUUAAGGUUGUUGCAAAGAAAUAUAGAAAUUUUGAUUUUCCACCUGAAAUGACAGGGAUUUCAAGAUACUUGAACAAUGCAUAUGCAAGAGAUGAAUUUACAAACACUUGUCCUGCGGAUCAAGAAAUUGAGUAUGCGUAUUUGGAUGUUGCAAAGAGAAUGAAGUAAACAGAAGAUGUCUCCAUUCUUCAUUGCUACGGAGAUUUAGAUGGGCACCAGCCAAGAUGGGAAAAAAAAAAAGCCAGCAUACGUUCUGCAGUGUAAUUUUAAGUUCUGUUAUUGGCCAAUCCGUCUUUUAUAAUAAUUGUGUAGCAUUAUUUGUUCAUUCUUAAAUUAUAUAUAUAUGUGUGUGUUUCUGUACAGACAUAUGUACACAUGAAUGUGUGUUCUGCAUUCCAAGUUAAAGGCAUUAGUCAUUACUUUGUUGAAGUUAGGGAAACAGACUAGGUCACACAAUUACAGCAAUGUUACAGACUAGUGACUUAUGCUAAAUGACUGAAUUUUAAGAAAAAAAAUAGCCCUGUUUCUGACACAUAUUUAACCUGUCAUUACUGCUGCCUCUGUUCUGUGUUUCACAGCUGUUGCCAAACUUUGCAGUUACUGGGAGGGUUUCUGUUUGCUUCCCCGCAAGCCUCAGAGGGCCGCGCGCCAGCAGCUGGCACGCAGGCAGCACCCUGGUUAAUCCAGGAGAAAGGCCAGCCUGUAGGUGGGACCACACCUGGCUUCCCAGAAGCCCUCUCCUCUGUGCUAGAGACCUGCAGGGCAGGUCAACAAAGAACAACUUGUUCUCAGAUUGCCUGAAUUGUCUUUGGUAUUAAAAAGAAUUAAUUGAAAAAAAUAAAUAAAUCCUGCCUUCUUUCUCAGGGCUGCGUAACCCAUCGUACUUCUCCACUCCUUGUGCUCCCAGACCAAGAGAGGAACACAGACUCACUGGCCUGUGGACUAUCUGAUAAUAAAUACUUGAUAAGGGAGAGAUUUGGUUGUCACAAGACAUACGAGUGAACAUCUUUCAUUUGCUACUGGUGCAGGAUGUCUUCUUGUCAUCCUUACGUGACUCCCUUUCGGUUUUUGAUCAAAGAGGAGGUGAGGCUGUAAGGAAGGAAAUAGUCCUUUUACGCUUCCCUUUCUGGGUUGUGCUCCUGGAUAUUGGAUUUUCUCAGGCAGUCAUGAGGACUUCAUUGCUGGGUGUCUCUCGGGUACAGCAGAGACAUAGCUCCUGCCUGAGGUGGAGGAUGGAUUGGAUGAACCCUUCCAGCCUCACGUGAGUCUGUGUUCAGGGCGGCCAGUGCUGGUGAGAAACACCCUCUGGGCUGGCAUCAGGGAGCGCACUGCUAGAGAUGUGUGGACUGUGAAAACGUACAUCCGCGGCUGCUUCCUGCUGAGCAGGCUCUCAGCAAGAGGGUGCAGUGCUUUAGUCAUAGGUCACCUGGAAGUCUCCUUCUGACGGAUUUUGCCUGUAUGUACAAAAUAGAUGUGAAAAUGGCUAAAAGUAGCCUAUGUAGCACCUGUAUCCACAAAAGACUGGUACAAAAUAGUUGUUCAUCUUUGCCCGUGUCAAACGUACGCUUGUUUUAUAAUAAUGUAUUAUUUAGGAUAAUAAUAGGAGUCAGGUGUAUUGUGUCUGGGUGGCUUCUUCUUUCACACUGCACAGUUCUUAUGCAGUUGUCCUAUCACAAUUAUUUGUAAGCAGUGUUAAAUACACAGUUUUAACUUCUCUAGUUUCUUUAGUUUCCUCUAUAGAGAAAACAGGCACAAUACCUUUCCCCUCCCAAUCUCAAUUGUGAAUUUACAUGCUGGGGUUGGUAGCUGAGCAGUCACUCAUCACAUAUUACUAACUUACUUUGUAUUUUCAAAUACAUACAUAUAUAUAUAAAUAUAUAUAAAAUAUAAAAUCUGUAUAC